Molecule: messenger RNA, 1054 nt
Organism: Drosophila erecta
Lineage: Eukaryota; Metazoa; Arthropoda; Insecta; Diptera; Drosophilidae
Exons: 4
Coding region: 131-646 (171 amino acids)
Source: RefSeq, a predicted model, not a curated record
GCCCAUUGUCGCUGGGCUCUGUAAGUUUGCAUUCGGUGCAGUUCGGUUGUUGGUUUUUCGGGAGCAUCCGGGAUGUAGUUAAAGAAGUACUAGUUUUAAAAAUUGAUAUUUAUCAAGUGUAAAAUCCACAAUGCAGACGAACAAUGGCUUUUUUACAAGUUUCAUACCCGUAAAGAUCUACCAAUCGACCAGUUCGCUGUACAUGACCUGCAUAUCGAAAGUGCCACGGAACUCCGUUCAGCCGGAGUGCGAUCAGAGUUUGGUGAUCGAACAGGCCCUGGUCUCCGCCGUGGACGAGACUCUGCGUCCUUUGGACUACGAGAAGAGGCAGCGGGAGGCCCGUAAGAUUCUACUCAAAUCGCAGGAGAAUCUGCUCCAGCACAUGAACGCCAGCCAGAUGCCCAUGGAUGCAGACGGCAAUCUGACGGAUGACGAGGACGAGGACGAUGAGGAGAACGCACGGAAGCCAGUGCGUCUCAAGUCGAGGAUAUUGCUAAACGAGUACCAAAAGCUGUACGAGGCGCCAACACAAACUGUCCUCAAGGACAUCGUGCCCCUGGAGGCGAUUGUGCAGUACUCAUGGCUUUUACUGCGGCUCUUGAUCGUGGCUGUUAGCGUUUUUGUUCUGAUCAAGUGCGGCCAUUGACUAUUUCCUAUGAGCGAUCUGCAGAAUCUAUCUAUGAAUCGAAUGGUGGCGAAUGCGGUGACCAAAACAAAACGUCGAAUCAAGUAAAUCAUAUAAAGACCGGGAAAAAUUGAGGAAAUACCGCUUAUGUAAAGUAGAAUAUCCGCUGCCAGGCGAACGGAAGGCGAGGUGCGAAAACAAUAAAAAGCGGACGGAAGUGGACAGGGACGGAAACCGAACGACGACGGCCUCAUCAUAGACAUAUGUACAUAUAUUGUAAUCCAUGGACCUAUUGGGCUAUCGGGCUACCGGGCAUUUUGAGUCUUCUGUCUGUUGCCAAUUUGUCGAAAUGCUUUUUCCGCUUUUCCGGCCCGGCGCCCUAAUUGAAUUUCGUUUCGUAAAGGAAAUGACUUAACCAAAAAAAGAAGA